AUGGGUCAUAGAGCAAAAAUAUGUUGGUGGGUGCCUAAGAAGCCGGCUCAAUCUGAUGAUAUACCACAAGCUCUAGCUGCACUCACCCUAGAUAACACAAUAGCUGAAACAGAAUGGACCUCUGACACUGGAGCAUCCAACCAUAUGACAGGUAAACCAAGUAUGCUUAAUAACAUAAAAAAAUACUCAGGUACAGAUUCUGUCCUUAUUGGUGAUGGUUCUUCACUAUCAAUACUUGGUAUUGGAGACUCCUUCAUCAAGCAAAGGAAUGUUACUCAACCCCUUCAUGAUGUCUUACUAGUUCCUUCCUUAACAAAGAAUCUACUCUCUAUAAGUCAAUUAACUACGCAAUUUUCUGUUAAUUGUGAAUUUUCUAAUGUUGAUUUUUGUGUUAAGAAACGAGAAACAGGGAAACCCAUGAUCACAGGGAGGUGCAAGGGUGAUCUAUAUGUACUUUCUCCCUCACCUGAAUUGCAUUACUCUCAUCGUUUCAAAUCUGGAUCAGCAAACACUUGGCAUCAAUGUCUAGGACAUCCUCAAACUAUAGCUUUACAAUUGCUAAAGAAUAAAGGGUGUGGAGUGGAAUGCGUGUGGAAGCACAACUGUGUUAGUGUUGAAAUGGUUCCAAAGGCAAAAAAUGGGUCCAUUCAAUCCAUUUUCAUGCAUGCUGAUAGCUUAGACUGGGUUUUUAUGGUUUUUGGUUUCUUGGGUGCUAUUGGUGAUGGUUUCACCACCCCUUUUUGCUUAUAUAUCACUAGUCGAAUUAUGAACAACAUUGGUAGCGUUUUAACAAUGGCACCCAGCACUUUCAUUCAAAACGUCAAUAAGUAUUCACUGACGUUGUCAUAUUUGGCUACUGUGUCUUUUUUUGCUUCCUUCCUUGAGGGCUAUUGUUGGACAAGAACAGGUGAAAGACAAGCUGCAAGAAUGAGAGUAAGGUAUUUAAAAGCAGUACUCAGACAAGACGUAGCAUACUUUGAUUUGCAUGUCUCAAGCACAUCAGAAGUUAUCACCUGUAUCUCUAAUGAUAGCCUCAUAAUUCAAGAUGUACUCAGUGAAAAGGUUCCAAAUUUACUGAUGAAUUUCUUUAGGUUUCUUGGGAGCUACAUAGUGGCUUUUGCAUUGUUAUGGAGAUUGGCCAUUGUGGGGUUGCCCUUUGUGAUUCUUCUUGUGAUUCCGGGUUUAAUUUAUGGUAAGAUUUUGAUGAGGUUGGCUAGAAAGAUAAGAAAAGAGUACAGUAAGGCUGGUACAAUAGCAGAACAAGCAAUAUCUUCCAUCAGAACCGUUUAUUCCUUUGUGGGGGAAGGCAAGACCAUGGAUGCUUUCUCUAAUGCUCUGCAAGGAUCAGUUAAGUUGGGGUUGAAACAAGGGUUAGCUAGAGGCAUGGCCAUUGGAAGCAAAGGUGUUGUCUUUGCUAUAUGGUCUUUCAUGGCAUAUUAUGGAAGUAGAUUGGUCAUGUACCACGGUGCUAAAGGAGGAACUGUGUUUGCAGUUGGAGCAGUCAUGUGUGUUGGUGGAACGGCAUUAGGUAGUUGUUUAUCUGAUUUGAAGUACUUCUCAGAAGCAUGUGCUGCUGGGGAACGCAUAAUGGAAAUGAUAAGAAGAGUUCCUAAGAUUGAUUCUGAAAAUAUGGUUGGAGAGAUUUUAGAGAAGGUUUUAGGCGAAGUGGAAUUUCAUCAUGUUAAAUUUGUGUACCCAUCAAGGCCAAAUAGUGUUAUUCUAAAUGAUUUUUGUCUCAAGAUUCCAGUUGGGAAAAAAAUGGCCUUGGUUGGAGAGAGUGGUUCAGGAAAAUCCACUGUGAUAGCACUUCUGCAAAGAUUUUAUGACCCUAUUGAGGGAGAGAUACGUCUUGAUGGUGUGGCUAUUCAUAGGUUGCAACUCAAAUGGUUGAGAUCUCAAAUGGGUUUGGUGAGUCAAGAACCUGCUUUGUUUGCAACUAGCAUUAAAGAGAACAUACUUUUUGGAAGAGAAGAUGCUACUCAUGAAGAGAUUGUGGAGGCUGCUAAAGCUGCCAAUGCUCAUGAUUUCAUUUCACAGUUGCCACAAGGAUAUGAUACCCAGGUUGGAGAGAAAGGAGUUCAAAUGUCAGGAGGACAGAAACAAAGGAUUGCUAUUGCCCGAGCAAUAAUAAAAAAUCCACAAAUUCUCCUUUUAGAUGAAGCAACAAGUGCACUAGACUCUGAAUCCGAACGCAAAGUGCAAGAAGCUAUUGACAAAGUUGCUAUAGGUCGAACAACCAUCAUCAUAGCUCACCGCUUAUCCACCAUAAGAGAUGCAUGUGUUAUUACUGUUAUGCUGAAUGGCAAGAUCAUGGAAAUGGGCUCCCAUGAUGAACUCAUGCAAAAAAACAAUGGAUUUUACACAUCAUUGGUUCAUUUUCAACAAAUUGAGAAAUCAAAAUGUGAUUUAGAUGACACACACUCUCUCACUUCUACUUCAUCUACAUCAAAUGAAGAUAAUUUAGAUGGUCAAUUGCUCUCAUUUGUAAGUCAUUCUAUUCCUACAAACUUGGCAUCUCAAUCUUCACUUGCUAAUGAAGAGAAUGCUGAAAAAGAUAGAGAUGAUCAAAAGUUUCCAUCCCCUUCAUUUUGGAGAUUGUUUGCCUUGAAUCUCCCUGAAUGGAAACAAGCAUUUUUGGGGAGUUUAAGUGCAAUGUUAUACGGUGCAAUUGAGCCAUUGUACGCAUUUGCGUUGGGGUCGAUGAUAUCAAUUUAUUUUCUCACAAAUCAUGAUGAGAUGAAAAGGAAAGUUGCCAUUUAUUCCUUAUUUUUUGUGGGAUUGGCAAUGUUUUCGUUGGUUGUUAAUAUCAUUGAACAUUAUAGUUUUGCUUACAUGGGAGAGUACUUGACCAAAAGGGUGAAAGAAAGAAUGCUUUCCAAGAUACUCACUUUCGAGGUUGGGUGGUUUGAUCGAGAAGAAAAUUCUACUGGUGUUGUUUGCUCUAGACUAGCUACAGAACCCAACACAAUAAGAUCUUUAGUGGGAGAUAGAAUGGGUUUGUUGGUACAAACAAUCUCUGCUGUGAUUAUAGCAUGCACAAUGGGCCUAAUCAUUGCAUGGAGACUAGCUAUUAUAUUGAUAACUGUUCAACCUAUAGCCAUCGGUUGCUUUUACACAAGACUUGUACUACUAAAGGGUAUGUCUAACAAAGCCAUCAAAGCUCAAGAUGAAAGUAGCAAGUUAGCUGUUGAAGCUGUUUCCAACCUUCGAACCAUCACUGCUUUUUCCUCACAAGAUCGAUUUAUUAAAAUGCUUAAAAAUGCACAAGAAGGUCCAAGUCGUGAGAGCAUUCGACAAUCAUGGUUUGCAGGCAUUGUCCUUGGAUUAGCUCGAAGCCUUACAACUUUCACUCGAGCUAUAGAAUAUUGGUAUGGUGGAAAGCUUGUUUCCCAUGGCUACAUUACUUCAAAAGCAAUGUUUCAGACCGUUUUAAUUUUGGCGAAUACAGGUAGAGUCAUUGCAGAUGCUAGUAGCAUGACUAGUGACCUUGCAAAAGGAACAGAUGCAGUUGACUUAGUUUUUUCAAUCCUUUAUAGAAACGCAAAAAUUGAGCCUGAUGAAAGGAAUGCAUAUAAGCCUAAGAAUUUAACAGGCCAAAUAGAACUCCAUGAUGUUUGUUUUGCAUACCCAUCAAGACCUAGUGUAAUGAUUUUUCAAGACUUCUCAAUCAAAUUUGAUGCAGGAAAAUCAACAGCACUGGUAGGGCAAAGUGGGUCUGGUAAAUCAACCAUAAUAGGCUUGAUAGAGAGGUUUUAUGACCCACUUAAGGGGAUUGUGACCAUGGAUGGCAAAGACAUAAAGUUAUAUCACCUUAGGUCUCUUAGGAACUAUGUUGCACUUGUGAGCCAAGAGCCAACUCUUUUUAAUGGGACCAUAAGGGAAAACAUUGCCUAUGGAUCAUUUAAUAAGACUAAUGAAGUUGAGAUCAUUGAAGCAGCAAAAGCAGCUAAUGCUCAUGACUUUAUUUCAAGCAUGAAGGAUGGUUAUGACACAUGGUGUGGGGAUAGAGGAGUGCAAUUAUCUGGGGGCCAAAAGCAAAGGAUUGCAAUAGCUAGGGCCAUACUAAAGAACCCCAAAGUGUUACUUUUGGAUGAGGCCACUAGUGCACUUGAUAGUCAAUCAGAAAAGGUGGUUCAAAAUGCGUUGGAAGGAGUGAUGGUAGGAAGAACAAGUGUGGUGGUGGCUCAUAGGUUGAGCACCAUAAAGAGUUGUAAUCAAAUAGUUGUAUUGGAUAAAGGGAGAGUGGUAGAGGAAGGUACCCAUUCAUCUUUGUUGGGUAAGGGACAAAGUGGAGUUUACUACUCUUUGGUAAGUCUUCAGAGUAGGGCAGCAACAGACACUAGUGGCUAUUAACAUUGAACACUCCAUUGACUAAUCAAGCCAAAUCAAACCAAAACAUUUUCCAAUUUUAGUAUUCGAUCUCCUCUUGGUCUUGUGGGAAGAAUAAAGAAACGAAUAAGAUGAUAGAGUUAGUGCACAACACACUAAAGUUCCAAGCUGUAUGUUCUCCUUUUAUAUCAUUAUAGAAGUUGCAAGGUUUGUUGCUUCUAU
Molecule: messenger RNA, 4551 nt
Organism: Abrus precatorius (Indian licorice)
Lineage: Eukaryota; Viridiplantae; Streptophyta; Magnoliopsida; Fabales; Fabaceae
Product: ABC transporter B family member 15-like
Exons: 8
Coding region: 1-4353 (1450 amino acids)
Biological process (GO): transmembrane transport
Cellular component (GO): membrane
Molecular function (GO): ABC-type transporter activity; ATP hydrolysis activity; ATP binding
Source: RefSeq, a predicted model, not a curated record